This is a messenger RNA of Tetrahymena thermophila SB210, 999 nucleotides long. Its product is annotated as diacylglycerol acyltransferase. The transcript is spliced from 4 exons. Gene Ontology annotation, biological process: triglyceride biosynthetic process. NCBI's taxonomy places the organism in Eukaryota, Ciliophora, Oligohymenophorea, Hymenostomatida, Tetrahymenidae. The record is from RefSeq and is a predicted model, not a curated record. Gene Ontology annotation, cellular component: endoplasmic reticulum membrane. Gene Ontology annotation, molecular function: diacylglycerol O-acyltransferase activity.
AUGGAAUAAGGUUAAACUAGUGAUUAGGUUUAGUAAGUUGAGGAAAAAAAAUCUUUUUUCCAAAAGCUUAAGCAUUUUAUUGGCAUGUACUUGUAUUUUAUCUAGCCAUAGCUAACAAUAUUCUUAUCAACUGCCAUUGUUGCAUUAGCAUUUAAGCUUAGAAGUAAAGGCAUAGCUGGUUUCUUAGUGAUAAGUUAGAUUAUAUAGCAAUACACAAACAAAUCAGAUAUUUACCGCAGUGUCUUUAAUUGGCUAGAACCACAUAAGUAUUUCAAAGGUUUUAGAGUACAUUAUGAGAGUCCAUUAGAAAACGAAAAGAUCCUUUUACCAUUCCAUCCUCAUAGCAUAUUUACUAUGGCCAUUCAUUUUAACAUGUACCGCAAAGACGAAGAGUUGAGCAAAGCAUACUAUUGUGCCUCAAGAAUGGCACUUUCUGUUCCUUUAACUGGCUACUUUUAUCGCUGGUAAGGUUUUGUAGGAGCCAAUCCUUAAUAAUUUAAAUAGCUAAUGCAUGAGAAGAAAAGAAUUUGCUUCGUCCCAGGAGGAUUUGAAGAGGCAACUUUGACUUCUGAUAGAUUUUACACUUUGUAUUUGGAACAUAAAGGUUUUAUAAAGUAUGCCAUGCAAACUGAUUACAAAAUUAGACCAGUAUUUGUUUUUAAUGAGAAUAAAGCUUACACAACAAUAGACAGAUUUUAUAAAUUCAGGUUAUUCUUAAAUAAAUUUAAAAUGGGAGGAGUACUAUUUUAUACAAAAUAUUUACUCCCUUUCCCUAACCCAGAUAUAAACAUUGAAAUUGUAGUUGCUAAUCCCUUCGAAGUGAAAUAGAUUGCCAACCCAACCAAUGAAGAGAUUGAUUAAGAGCAUAAAAGAUACUUUGAAUAUGUAAAUGAGGUCUACCAUAAAUUUAAAAAGAUAUAUGAUCCUGAAGGUUAAGAUCUUAGAACUUACAAAAAUGGCGAAUUUGUAACAAUUCCUCCUCCAUAGCCUCGUCUUUGA